AUGCAGGUAUUUACGCAAAAACGGAACCCAAUUACUGGCGGUACGGAAUGGGACGUUCAGCACGAAGACUAUGAUUAUCACCAAGAGAUAGCUCGUUCAGCAUUCGCUGAUAUGUUGCAUGAUACUGAGAGAAAUAAGAAGUAUCAAAGAGCCUUACAGUUAGCUAUAGAAAAGAUGCACAAUCUCGGCAAGAAGGCUAAUGUAUUGGAUAUAGGUACUGGAACAGGUUUACUAUCAAUCAUGGCAGCGAGGUCUGGAGCGGACAGUAUUACUGCAUGUGAGGCUUUUAAACCAAUGGCAGAAUGCUGUAUUAAAAUCCUUGAACGUAAUGGAGUUAAACACAAAAUAACAGUUAUCCCGAAGAGAUCAACAGAAUUAAUAGUCGGAGAAGAUGGGGACAUGAAGGAAAAAGCUAAUAUAUUAGUUACAGAAGUGUUUGAUACUGAACUAAUUGGAGAAGGUGCUAUCUCUACAUUUUCACAUGCACACAAGUUUUUACUUGAAGAAGACUGUAUUGUGAUUCCCGACUCAGCCGUCAUAUAUGCUCAAGUUGUUGAAUGUCCUGCACUUCAGAAAUGGAAUAAACUUAAUGACUUGGCUGAUGAAGAUCUACAACUAAUUUUACGAACACCUCAAAAAAUGAAAGAUUGUGCUGGAACAGCCGCAGUUCACGAUCUUCAACUAUCUCAGUUACCUCGACAGGCUUUCAAGGAGUUGUCAGAUCAAAUACCAAUCUUUUAUUACGAUUGGUCAGGUCGUUCACCCAUUGACAAAAACAGAACAGUGAAACAACAGUUUGUUGUCACAAACACUGGGAUAGCACAAAUAGUUUUUAUGUGGUGGGAGUUAAAUAUGGAUACCGAAGGUAAAAUAUGUCUAAGUUGUGCGCCAUGGUGGGCACAUCCAGAUGCGAAUUUAUCGUGUGAAAGACCACAAGACUCAAUUCCUUGGCGUGACCAUUGGAUGCAAGCCGUGUAUUACUUACCAAAAGAAAUAACUGUUCAAAAAGGCUCUGAAAUAUCCUUGGUCUCCUGUCAAGAUGAAUAUUCAUUAUGGUUUUAUGUUGACGACGGCAAAACCAUAUAUAAAAACUAUAAAAGGCCUAUAUGUGAAUGUGGCGUUCAUAUGGCAUUAUCAAGAACACAUGUGUCCUAUUUGAAUGAUGGCAGGAGAAGUAAAAAAUAUUUGGCACAAUUAAGGGAAGAUUUACCUAAAAACGCUGUGGUUUUAGACUUAAAUGGGAGCAGUUUUAUCGGUCUAGCUUCAAGUAAAAUGGGAGCUAAAACUGUAUAUGUAUUGGAGAAUUCAAAUCUGAAUGUAUCAAUUUUAAAUGAUUAUAUAAAAGAAAAUGAUUUACAAAAUGUUGAGAUUAUAUCGGAAGUCACAGAUGAUAUUUUGCAUAGUGUAACAAAUGUCAUAGGUGAUCCUAAUUUCAGUAGUGCUAUAUUGCCAUGGGAGAAUCUGAAAAUCGCCUAUUUAUUAUACAAAUAUAGAAGUAAAUUAAGGGAUAGUGUUGUGAUAAUGCCAGAUUGUUGUGAGUUUUGGGCUAUGCCGGUCGAGUUUCAAGAUUUACAUAAAAUAAGAAUACCAUUAAAUAAAUGCGAGGGUAUUGACAUGACGAUAUUCGAUAAUCUAGUUGAGAGUUCCCGUAUAAUAAGUGACGCUGAUAUCGAAGCGCAGCCUCUAUGGGAAUACCCUUGUAUAUGUCGUGGAGAGGCGCGGAAAAUUAUUGAAGUCAACAUGUCAGAUCUCAAACCUACGAUUGCUUGUGAUGGCGCUUAUAAAGUUAGUGACAAUGAAGAUAAUGAUUCAAAACCAGUUAAUGGUUUUGCUAUAUGGUCGGUUUGGCGAGUAGGCGGGAAACCUAUCAGUAGUGGCCCAAUAGAUUGGCCCAAUGUUGGACAAAGAGUUGAAUGGGACAUGCAUACAAGACAGGCUGUUAAGAUAUUUAAAAAAACCUGCUCAAUAAAUUCUUCAGACAAGUGGAACUAUCAAGUGGCUUGUGAUUUGAAGACAGGAGAGUUCAGCCUUAACAUCAAUUGGGAACAAUAG
This is a messenger RNA of Danaus chrysippus (African queen), 2052 nucleotides long. The record is from the annotation of a GenBank genome assembly. NCBI's taxonomy places the organism in Eukaryota, Metazoa, Arthropoda, Insecta, Lepidoptera, Nymphalidae.